Saccostrea cuccullata (small rock oyster) is the source of this 721-nucleotide messenger RNA. RefSeq names its product multiple epidermal growth factor-like domains protein 10. The record is from RefSeq and is a predicted model, not a curated record. NCBI's taxonomy places the organism in Eukaryota, Metazoa, Mollusca, Bivalvia, Ostreida, Ostreidae. The coding region runs from base 7 to 462 and encodes 151 amino acids. The transcript is spliced from 4 exons.
UGCAAAAUGGAUAAAAGAUUACAUUGUGUAUUACUGUGGUGUUUCCUCAUCUUAUAUUUUUACUCACAAAUAGAAGCACAGACUGGCGUUUGUAAAAAAGAUCCAUUGAUAUGCUGCCCAAAUUACAGAGGAGUUGGUGGGAAAUGCGUAGAAUGCUGGCCUGGAUUUUUUGGUUACAAUUGUAACAGUACUUGUCCUGAUGGGUUUUAUGGGAAAUUUUGCCUUGGGAAAUGUAACUGCUCGUCAUGUGACAAGAUAUCAGGAUGUAAACAAAAUUCAAGCUCACAGGGUUCAGCAAUUCCUGGAACUGGCUACUUGGGCGGACAGACAUCCAGUAGAAACGCAUCCUCUUCCGCAUUUUCCAUCUUGAUCGGCGUAAAAGGGAAAUUACCAACCCUGGAUAUUUCAUUGGAGAUCAUCUUUUUAUUUCUGAUGCAUACAGCAUUCGGGGACAAAUUUUAACAGUUACUUUAAAAAAUAUGUAAUGAUAAAUCAAAUGAAAACCUAGUUUGCGUACAUAGGAGUGUGACAAACGUUCCACCUAGGCAAGAACACGUGUUUUCGGACAUAAUUUGCCAAAGUUAAUAUCGUUGUCGGUGAAUAAACCUUUUGUGACAUAUUCAGUCCAAGGCAUAUGUUGAUCCCUGGUUUGGAUUUAAUAAACGGUUCAUUUGUGGCAUAUCUAUUCCCUCGGUAGCCGUUGUUCUACUAAUAAACUGAC